AUGAACACCGACAUCGAUGACACGGUUAAGCGACUCAUGGCUCAAAAGAACACCACUGGCGUCGUAAUCAUGGAUUAUUCAGGCCGAGCAAUACGUUCAACACUAGAAGAAGAAGCCACUGCUCAAUACUGCCAAGCCAUCCACCAACUGACGGACAAGUCGAAAGGCGUAGUUCGGGACCUGGAUGGAACCAACGACCUCACGUUCCUUCGCCUUAGAACAAAGAAGAACGAGAUCCUCGUCGCGCCGGAUAAGGACUACUUGAUGGCCGUUAUCCAAACCUUGAGCGCCAAUGCA
Messenger RNA from Mesorhabditis spiculigera, 297 nucleotides. The record is from the annotation of a GenBank genome assembly. NCBI's taxonomy places the organism in Eukaryota, Metazoa, Nematoda, Chromadorea, Rhabditida, Rhabditidae.